This is a messenger RNA of Ilyonectria robusta, 931 nucleotides long. RefSeq names its product large-conductance mechanosensitive channel. The record is from RefSeq and is a predicted model, not a curated record. Gene Ontology annotation, biological process: monoatomic ion transport; intracellular water homeostasis. Gene Ontology annotation, molecular function: mechanosensitive monoatomic ion channel activity. The transcript is spliced from 4 exons. Bases 70 to 702 code for a protein of 210 amino acids. NCBI's taxonomy places the organism in Eukaryota, Fungi, Ascomycota, Sordariomycetes, Hypocreales, Nectriaceae.
ACAAACUACGCCCAAGGAUCCUAAAAACAAGCAUCUCAAAAACAUCCUAACUACGCUUCUCAAAAAUUCAUGUGGUCGAGUUCUCGCGCCACGCUGCUGCGGGCCUUUGGAAGACCAACACGCCCCGAACCAAACUACCGCACCAUGCCCGGUGCGCUUCCCGACGAGGAGAGCGGCUCCAGCGAGUCCGACUCGCUCCUGGAUAGGGGCCAGCGAAAGGUGAAGCGCUUCUGGGAUGGAUUUAUCGACUUUGCCUUUCAGGGAAACAUUUUGCAGAUUGCCUUUGGUCUCAUUCUCGCGGCCGCCUUCACCGACUUGGUCAAGUCUUUUGUCAGCGAUGUGCUGAUGCCGCCCAUCUCCGUUAUCUUGCCCAUCAACAAGAAUAUGGAGGAGAAGUUUGCCGUGCUACAAAAGGGACCCAACUUCAAUACCACCACUGGGUACAACACGCUUCAUCAGGCCCAAGAUGACGGCGCAGUCGUCAUGGCGUACGGGUCAUUUAUCAACCAUGUGAUAUCUUUUUGCAUGCUUGGAUUCGCACUCUACGGACUGGCGCACUUUUACACCAUGGUGUCGCAUGAUCCAAUUAUCAAGCACACAAAGAAGUGCAAGUACUGCAGACAAAGAAUCAAUGAGAAGGCUGCGCGUUGCAUUCACUGUACAAGCUGGCUUGAUGGCAGGGAAGACGCGGUUCGGUCGUAGGGUAUGGCCGUCAUUUAAUACCCAAAAUCCCAAGAUGGCCAUAUUGUUGCUGUGUAUCAAGCUGGGCCUGGCUGGUAUUAAGAAAUACUCAGGCUGAUUUUCUUUUGUCGUAAUCCAGACGCAGAGAUGGAUACGGCGACAUGCCAGUUCAUCUUGAGUACCAUUGCACAGAAUGUGAUUGAUAGCAUUUAUAUCUUACCGCAUUUACUAUUCAAUAAUACGAGCAUAG